Trifolium pratense (red clover) is the source of this 2275-nucleotide messenger RNA. Its product is annotated as pectin acetylesterase 12-like. Lineage: Eukaryota; Viridiplantae; Streptophyta; Magnoliopsida; Fabales; Fabaceae. The transcript has 13 exons. The coding region runs from base 172 to 1665 and encodes 497 amino acids. Gene Ontology annotation, biological process: cell wall organization. Gene Ontology annotation, cellular component: plant-type cell wall. Gene Ontology annotation, molecular function: pectin acetylesterase activity. The record is from RefSeq and is a predicted model, not a curated record.
UUUCCUAGUGUUACAAACACCACACACACCUUGGAAAGAAGAAAAUAUUCUGUCUCUGUCUCUGGUAGUGUGUGUGUAUAUAAAAAUAACAGCACUACACAAAGGUGAAGGAGAGAGUGAAGUUGAAAAAGCUACUACUAUACUACUAGCUUGAGUUCUUCUAAGAGAGAAAUGAGAAUGAAGAUGAUUCUGAUAAUAACAUUUUCUUUUCUUAUCUCAGUCAUUAGAUCUGAUGAGACUCACACAGAUCAUCUCUCUCCUCAGUAUAUAUUGGAAAACGAUGUGGUUUCACUUCCAGAUGCAGCAGCUCCACAACCUCAACCUCUCAUGGUUCCACUCACUCUUAUUCAUGGAGCUGAUUCUAAAGGAGCAGUAUGUUUGGAUGGAACAUUACCUGGUUACCACUUUCAUCCCGGAUCUGGAUCGGGUGCAAAUAGUUGGAUCAUUCAAUUAGAGGGAGGAGGGUGGUGUAACACCAUCAGAAGUUGUGUAUUUAGGAAAACUACUCGCCGCGGUUCCUCAAAUCACAUGGAAAAGCAACUACCAUUCACAGGGUUACUGAGCAAUAAAGCUGAAGAAAAUCCCGGUUUUUUCUUUUUACCCUUCACAGACAUAACUCAGUACUUCAGGAGAUUGAAAAAAUGUUUACUCAACCUGUCUAUUCUGUGUUGCCAUCUUUUGUGCACAGAUUUCUUUAACUGGAACAGAAUCAAAGUGCGGUACUGCGAUGGGGCAUCUUUCAGUGGAGACAGUCAAAACGAGGCUGCAAAACUUCAAUUUAGAGGACAAAAAAUAUGGCUAGCUGCAAUGGAAGAAUUAUUGUCCAAGGGAAUGAAGAACGCCAAUCAGGCUCUUUUAUCUGGAUGCUCUGCGGGUGGUCUGGCAUCUAUACUACAUUGUGACGAGUUCCGUACCUUGCUUCCAAAAUCUACCAAAGUGAAGUGUUUAAGUGAUGCGGGAUUUUUUCUUGAUGUAGCUGAUGUCUCAGGCGGGCACACAUUGAGGAAUCUGUUUGGAGGUGUAGUUAAAUUACAGGAAGUACAAAAAAAUCUGCCAAAAAGUUGUCUCAACAACCUGGACCCAAUUUCGUGCUUCUUUCCUCAAAAUUUGAUCAAUCAUGUUCAGACUCCACUGUUUCUGCUGAAUGCAGCUUAUGAUGCAUGGCAGCUGCAAGAAAGUUUAGCCCCGCCUUCAGCAGAUCCUCACGGCUCUUGGAAUAAUUGUAAAUCAAAUCAUGCAAAUUGUGACUCAUCCCAAAUUCAGACCCUCCAAAAUUUCAGAAACCAAAUGCUAAAUGACAUGAAAGGUUUCUCAGCGACACCUCAAUCUGGAUUAUUCAUAAAUUCUUGUUUUGCGCAUUGCCAAUCGGAGAGACAAGACACAUGGUUUGCUGAUGACUCUCCGCUCCUUAACAACAUGCCAAUUGCUAUUGCCGUUGGAAAUUGGUUUUUCGAUCGUCAAGUUAUCAAAGCUAUUGACUGUGCUUACCCUUGUGACAAUACCUGCCAUAAUCUGGUCUUCAACGUUGGUAGAUCUUCCGUGGUGGACUCUCAGUCCACAAGUGAUGAUAUUCCUACCAACUUGCUAUAUUCACGCUCAACAAAGUUGACGUUUAGUGCUGGCUUACUUGUACUAAGUGCUUUAUUGCCAAUUACAUGCUCCUAAUGCACUUUAGAAGUUUAAGAAAAGAUGCGGUGUUAUUGAAAUUUGAAUUACCCGACGGUGCUAUAUAUAUUAUAAUGUAUAGCACGACCGUGUUUAAGUAAGCAUAUUGCGGCUUGAUCUAAGUAUUAGAUGUAAAAGUUAGUUAUACUAAUUAGUUACACUAUGUCUAGUCAUGUUAAACUUGCGCUUGAAGUCACAAGAUUCAAGAAAAGCAAGAAAAAGAAAUUUGAUUUGAGACACUAGUGGAUUGUGGAAGUAUGCCAGGUUGGAAUGGAGUUUAUCCACAUGUUACAUGAUUCAGAUGCUGUAAGGUGGUGGAUUGAGAAUAAAUGCUUAAUUGAAUGAGACCAUUAGGUGGUGGAGAACAAAAAUUGGAGUGAAGAUACUAUAUGCAAAAGUGAUGUUGGAUUGGAUAAUUUGAAUUAUUAAGAGACCAUGUUAAAAGUAUAUAUGCCCCAAGUAAAAGCAAGAUUAAGGAGUUCAAAUGCUCUCUCAAACAUGAUAUGCCUAUGUUUGACUCCUCUAAAAUGAGUAAGUUGUAAAAUGAGAAAAUUAAAAGUUAUUUUGUCAAAUUCAUAAUUUGUCAUAAUGUCAACUUUUAGUUUGUUAA